Panicum hallii is the source of this 2211-nucleotide messenger RNA. Its product is annotated as AAA-ATPase At3g50940-like. Gene Ontology annotation, molecular function: ATP binding; ATP hydrolysis activity. The transcript has 2 exons. Bases 658 to 2118 code for a protein of 486 amino acids. The record is from RefSeq and is a predicted model, not a curated record. NCBI's taxonomy places the organism in Eukaryota, Viridiplantae, Streptophyta, Magnoliopsida, Poales, Poaceae.
CUCCACCCAAGAAGAGCUAGCUGCAAAUUAGAUGCCCAACCGAACCACAACCACAACCGGAUUCCUUGGCCUCUGAACUCUAAUGACCUCACCUAAUGCGUCGCCGCUCAUGGGCAGUGCAGGUCAACAUCCGCAAGUCCAAAGCGAGCACACAGAACCGUCAAAAGCGGGGUCGUCCAGCGAGGCCGCCGCAGUUCGGUUUCCAAGCUUUCCCAAAGCCUUCAGUACUACCCAACUAACAACGAGACUUUGCGUUUGUUCCGUCCUGCCGCCACCCACGGCAAAAAAAAAACGAAGAAAAAAGAAAAGAAAAGGAAGCCACGGCCGUACGCGGAAAUUACUAGAAAACUUCGCCAUGCCAGUUUUCUACUCUCGCCCGGGGGCGAGAGGCCUCCUUUCGUGGACAACGCACAGGGCUAACCCCAUUGUCUAGUGGUAACUUGACCGACUCAUCAAUCACUUGGCACGGCCAGACGAUCCGGCGUCCAUAAAACCCAGCACCCAGACCCGGCUCCGCGCCCAUGCCCAUUGUUCUCGUUCACCUCCUCCACCGUCGUCCAGCACAGACAACCAACCAGCCGCCUGAACCAGCCCUCCCUGCAUUUCGAGCGAGAGAAGAAUUCGAGCACUGAGCACCGGGUCGGUCGGCGGCCGGCCAUGGCGACCUACGACAAGGCCAUCGAGUCGUACAAGAAGGCGGUGACCACGGCGGCGUCGGUGGCGGCGUCGGCGAUGCUGGUGCGCGGCGUGGUGAACGAGCUGCUGCCGUACGAGGUGCGGGACCUGCUCACCUCCGGGCUGGGCUACCUGCGGUCGCGCAUGUCGUCGCAGCACACGGUGGUGAUCGAGGAGACCGAGGGCUGGGCCGCCAACCAGCUCUACGAUGCCGCGCGCGCGUACCUCGCCACGCGGAUCAACACCGACAUGCAGCGCCUCCGCGUCAGCCGCGUCGACGAGGGCAAGAGCCUCAUGUUCAGCAUGGAGGAGGGCGAGGAGAUGGCCGACCUCCACGACGGCGCCGAGUUCAGGUGGCGCCUCGUCUGCCGGGACAACCCGGGCGCCGGCGCCGGCAACGGCAACGGCGGCCGCGGCGGGAACGGCAGCUACCGCCUCGAGGUGCGCUCCUUCGAGAUGAGCUUCCACAAGAAGCACAAGGAGAAGGCCAUCACCUCCUACCUCCCGCACAUCCUCGCCACCGCAAAGAAGAUCAAGGAGCAGGACAGGACGCUCAAGAUCUACAUGAACGAGGGCGAGUCCUGGUUCGCCAUCGACCUCCACCACCCGUCCACCUUCAGCACGCUCGCCAUGGACCACAAGAUGAAGCAGUCUGUCAUGGAUGAUCUUGAGAGGUUUGUCAAGAGGAAGGAGUACUACAAGAGGAUUGGCAAGGCGUGGAAACGGGGGUACCUCCUGUAUGGCCCGCCUGGGACUGGCAAGUCCAGCCUGAUUGCAGCCAUGGCCAACUACCUCAAGUUUGAUGUCUAUGAUCUCGAGCUGACUGAGGUGAACUGGAACUCAACACUUCGACGACUGCUCAUCGGGAUGACCAACCGGUCAAUCCUUGUCAUCGAGGACAUUGACUGCUCUGUCGAUCUGCAACAGCGGGACGAAGGUCAGGAUGGUACCAAAUCCAAUCCUUCAGAGGACAAGGUGACACUAUCUGGGCUACUCAACUUCGUCGAUGGCCUCUGGUCAACAAGUGGGGAGGAGAGAAUCAUUAUCUUCACGACAAACUACAAGGAGCGGCUCGAUCCGGCGCUUCUUCGCCCAGGCAGGAUGGACAUGCACAUCCACAUGGGAUACUGCUGCCCAGAGUCAUUCAGAAUCCUGGCCUCCAACUACCACUCCAUCAGUGACCAUGACACGUACCCUGAGAUAGAAGAGUUGAUCAAGGAGGUAAUGGUGACUCCAGCAGAGGUCGCAGAAGUGCUUAUGAGGAACGACGACACUGACAUCGCACUCGAGGGCCUUAUCCAGUUCCUCAAGGGAAAGAAGAGCGAUGCCAAGGAUAGCAAAGGUGAGAAUGUGGACCAUGUGGCCAAAGAGGAUGCGAAAGAGAUGACGACGAAACAAGACGCCUCAGGCGAUCAAAAUCUGAACGAUGCAGGCAAAGAAUGAUGCCCUAGUAGUGUGCAUAUCAUCUGUUAGUACUGGAAAAAUCAGCCAAAAAUGUACUGUUUUGGUAUCAAUAAGAGAUCAUUUUUGGAACUA